AUACGAGCCCUCUUCUUCCCUACCACGCCAGGCGUGCGCUCACUCCCAAUCUCCAUAUCAACCAGUACCCCUUGAAAGUGAAACCCCUCAAAAACACAACCCAACGAUGGCAACAACUACCCUCCUCGGCCUGACCCUGACCCUCUCCCCACGCGCCCUGACCCUCCUCCGCCUCACCCCCCUCCUCAGCACCACCGCCUCCCUCGCACACGCCUACAUGGAAUACCUCACGACAACAUCCUUCCUCGCCGCGCCACCCACCUCCAACGCGCUCACCCGCACCAUCCUAGGGUCCACCGCCCCCGUCCCACGCAAACCCACCGCCGCGGCUGCGCUCGCAGCCGCAACCGACGUCCUUCUCCCCGCGUGGUUCGUCAAUUUCUUCAACACGGGGCUGUGGUCUGUGCUCGCGCUCAACAGCACCACCCUCGUCUCCGCGGCAGCGAACCUGUGGGCGGUAGGCGGGCUCGGGGAGGCGAGUGGGAAGUGGUACUUUGCGGGCUUCGCGGCGGCGGUGGCGCAUCUGGCGUUUGCGCCGGCGGUGGCGGGGAGCGUGGAGGGGUUGUAUCGGCUUUGUGUUGAGGGGUGCAAGGGCGAGGAGGGGAAGUCUGGGGAGGGGAGGGCGGCAAAGUUGCUGGGGGAGUGGGUGGGGUGGCACAAGGUGAGGUUGUGGAGCGUGGAUGUAGCGGCUUGGGUGUGCUUUGGGGUUGCGGCGGUGGAGGCGUUGACGGUGUAGGAGCGGUCGGAGAGUCUGGAGCACAGAGUCCUGAGUGUGUCGGUAGGUGAGAGGCUGUUUUGUUUUCUCUGAGAUCUGGGAGGGCCUGCAUAUUUGCGCGGCCAAGUCGCACCUUGCUACCACAUGGUUCGCAGACGAUUGUAAUAUAUUCGACGCUCAAAUGCCGGGAAAAA
Molecule: messenger RNA, 909 nt
Organism: Paraphaeosphaeria sporulosa
Lineage: Eukaryota; Fungi; Ascomycota; Dothideomycetes; Pleosporales; Didymosphaeriaceae
Exons: 1
Coding region: 107-736 (209 amino acids)
Source: RefSeq, a predicted model, not a curated record